UGUGUAAGUUUAUCGAAUAAAAUCUCAAUGAAAUGCAUUGUCGUUUGAAGUUGGAACAUGACAAAAUGCUAAAGAUCGAGGGGUUCAAAUGCAUUUCAUUAAGUUCACUCGCUGCUUUUGUUCCACCAAAAAUUAACGCUGUGUACCUAAAUCGUGCUCAAUUUGUGUCACAGCGCCGCCUGUACGUACCGGAAAAAAAAAAAAAAAAAAAAAAAAGAAGGGGGAAUGUAUUUAUUAGCACGUCUUGCCGGGCGUGGCACGCUCCUCUCUGCCGGAGGGGAGGAGGCAACAGCCGUAGUGUGCUCCGGGGCUGCUGGAUGCUCCAUGAUGGAUGAGGGAUGACAGAUCGGGGUUAGCCGCCAGGGGAGUCCAUUUUCCUGCAGCGCACGGUCCUAUACCAGGACAGAAAACGAAGGAAGGAAGAUAAGGAGAGCGCAUCAACCGCUCCCCCCUCUCUUUUUCCCUCUUGUUUCACUCUUCCUCCUCUCCAGUGCAUCACAGUCUAGCGGGUUUUACAUACCGGCUGCACCGCAUUGACGCUGCUGCUGCUGCCGACCCAACCCAGUGAACUAACACUCAGACAGAAGCACAACUGGAAAAUAAAUGUUGCAGACCGUGGGCUUGGAAAUGCAUCAUUCUGCGUUAUUUGUCGACUCCCUUCCGGAUCCAACAAUCUCAACUCUUUGAAAGCUGACGGAGACACGGCGCUCUUGGGAUAUUUUUUGCAGCGGGGUUUGCAGAUGCAGCUCAUCAUGAGGAUGGACUAAAGCUGCGCUCGGUGAUAUAACUCCUGGAUCAUGCAGUUUCUGCAGGCUUGGACGUUAGUUAUAAUACUCGCCCAUCCACAUGUGUUGUUAUCCCUGAAAAACAAUAAUGCAGAAGUUGGGAGCCAAGACGACAGUAACAGCGGCGGCUACUCUGGCAGGACUUUCCACGGUCCGCCCCGGGAGAGCCGCCAAAACAAAGCCCGAGACCGCGCGCUCUUCCCGGGAUACGCUACAGGUGCGACCCUUAACUCCACUCGGCCGUGGAAGAGGGCGGCAAUGGGGGAAACGAGGCGAUCCGGACACGCUAAACGCGACUUCAAUAGGAGCGUGACACCCGUGGAGGAUCCUGGCGGGUUGUCCCACUGGGACGCGACGCGCCACCAUAAUAAGAGGAUAAAGUUGAAUGGUGCAGGGACGCCGGCAGGUGGACACUACAAUGCGGCUAAGCUUUCUUCAAUGGCUCGGGAAGACGGAGGAGGGGUCUCGGAGGAGGGGGACAAGCACCAGAGAGGCUCAAAGGCAGUAAAGAGGUGGAGAAACAAGCAGAACAGAAGCGCUGUGGUUAUGCCUCCGUGGGAACCCGUCCCCAAACCGGUGGCUCUCACCUCCACCGACCUCCCGUUUGACCUCUUCACCAAGAGGCCAGAGUUUUUCACCUUCAGGGAGGAGAACCCGUGGGAUGCCACUCCGAUCACCCCUCCUGGUUCGCCGGAUUUUGGAGACGAAAUCAAGAACCCGUUCUACCCAGUGACGACCGAAACUUUUGGCGCUUACGCGAUCACAUGCGUAUCCGGUGUAAUUUUCCUGGUGGGCAUAGCGGGCAACAUCGCCAUCCUGUGCAUCGUGUGCCAGAACUACUACAUGAAAAGCAUCUCCAACUCUCUGUUGGCCAACCUGGCCGUGUGGGAUUUUGUGCUCAUCUUCUUCUGCCUCCCCAUGGUGGUUUUCCAUGAGCUCACGAAGUCAUGGCUGUUGGGGGAGUUUACUUGCAGAGUGGUGCCAUACGUGGAGGUUGCCUCCUUGGGUGUGACUACCUUCACCCUUUGCGCACUCUGCAUUGACCGCUUCCGUGCAGCCACAAAUGUUCAGAUGUACUACGAGAUGAUUGAGAACUGCACAUCUACAACAGCCAAGUUGGCAGUCAUCUGGAUCGGUGCCCUCCUCUUGGCCCUCCCAGAGCUCCUCAUUCGACAGCUUGUAGCAGAGGAUACAGGGCUCCUGGACGAGCCCCCAGUUGAACGCUGUAUUAUCAGGAUAUCCACAUCCCUUCCUGAUAUGCUCUAUGUGCUUGGCUUGACCUAUGAGGGUGCUCGGCUUUGGUGGUGCUUUGGCUGCUACUUCUGCCUCCCGACUCUCUUCACCAUUGGGUGCUCGCUGGUAACGGCACGCAAAAUUAGGCACGCCGAGCAGGCCAGCGUUCGCAGCAAUAAGAAGCAGAUCAGGCUGGAGAGCCAGAUGAACUGCACGGUCGUGGCUCUGGCAAUCGUGUAUGGUGCAUGUGUGGUGCCCGAAAACAUAUGCAACAUAGUAUCUGCGUACAUGGCGGCUGGUGUUCCAGAGCACACCAUGUCCGUCCUGCAUCUUCUCUCUCAGCUGUUGCUGUUCUGUCGGGCCGCCGUGACACCGGCGCUGCUGCUUCUGCUGUGUCGUCCAUUAGGGAGAGCAUUCCUGGACUGCUGCUGUUGUUGCUGCUGUAACCACGUACCCUCUUCAGCCACAGCCAGUGAUGAUAACGAGCACGAGUGCACUACUGAACUGGAGCUGUCGCCGUUCAGUACUAUCCGCAGGGAACUGAGUAACUACACACCUGCUGGCUCCAACUGCUGAGCUGACAGCCCCGUUCAGGAAGGGCGAUUUAACUGGCCUGUUCGAGGCUUGUGUUUCUUGUGCUUGGCUAGGAGAGAUUUUGCCUUAUCUAGUCUCCACGCAUUUUGUAAAUGAGCGCACAAAUGAGGUUGGACACCAAAAAUGAAAAUCACCUUUAGCCAACGGCCCACAAGUCUCAACAUUUUAAAACUCUAACCUUUAUUUUCCAAGAACAGCUAACAAAAACAAAAUAUUUUUCACACUCACAGCCCUGGGUGCUAUUCAAACAAGGACAAUACAUAUUUUUAGCAAUCCUGCCUGAAACCUUUAAAACUCACAAACCUCCACUCUGUAGGGCACUUGUGCCCUAAUGUAAGGAGAAGUUGGCUUGGCCCCUUUACCCUUCUGGCCCAGUUUUUCUGGAAUUAUCCUAGAAGCAUAUUUCCAGCACCCACCAAAUUGAUUGAUACCCCUAGAAAAGAUGCAGCAGUUCUCAAAACAACUCAACAACAGUUGAGUCCUGUAACGGAGAACUUUGGAGAUUUUUGUAACUUACUUUUCUUUUCUUGAAUCACGUUUUCUUGAAUUUCCCAUCUUGAAAAGUGGCUGAGAGGAAUUAGCAUCUGUGUCAUUCAUGCUUGAUCAAGCUCCUCAGACUGGAAAAGAAAGUGCAAAAAAAAAAAAAAAAUCACAUUAAGUAUUGGUUAAUCAUAACCAGGCUUUAGGUUGCACUUCAACAUCCAAACGGAUGAAUCAGGAGCAAGAAACCAAACGGAGUUAGCAAAUUGUUGAAAAUGCAAACAUUAAAACCAGUAACUUUAAAAGGUCAAAUAUGUGCACAAAUCUGGCUUUCACAUCAAAACUUUAAAACAUCUUAAGAAAAAGGAUCCCAGACUUCUUAACCCAGAUGAUGGCAUUUACUGAUGCUGAUUGCAAACCUUUAAUACAAUAAGACGACAUCUGAAAAGAAAUCCUACUGGAGAUGUUUUCUAUAAAGACCAGUGGAAUCGGCCUGGGGAGUUUCAGUUUGUGCAGUGACGUGAAGCCUAUGUGGGGAUGUUGAAGCGGGCAUCCCUCUUGUCUAAGGGGCCUUGUCUGUGUGAUGAUGACUGGGUAUUUCAACUGGACAGUGCUGCAGUUGACAACACCCUUCUCACAAAAGACUUCUACCAGGAUAACAACAUUGCUCUUCUGGAGCAUCCUGCAUAUUAAACCAACUUAAGUUCCUUUAAAAGCAUUUAGGGAAGGGAGCUGAUGCACAGCCUUUUGAGUUUCAAAACAAUUUUCAAUCAUAUGCCUUUUUUUUUAUUUUUCCUCUUGCUCUUGUUUCUUGUUUUGCAUUUAAAGUUCAAUUUAUAGCCUGAUUGUGAUCAGGGAUUAUGACAUGUGAAGAGCCAUAACUUUUUUCUUAGUCUUGAAAUUUUGAUCAGGAAUGUCUUUAAAGCAGCAGCAUGUAACUUUUAUAAAAUCUGUCCUUAGAAUUUUGUUAAAAAUGAUUCACUAUGUUGUGAUAGUAUAAUGAGACUAAUAAUCUGGGGGAAAAAACCCUGUGGUCCUGCUGUUUUCUGAACAAAUACAUCACUCAUACAUCAAACAACCAAUCAGAGCUAGGAGGAGGGUCUUAGCGCUGUUAAUUGCCCUUGUUAAUGCUGCUCACAACCUCCCCAUUUUCUCUGCUAAGAUGCAGCUGGUUCACCACAACAGAGCCUGAAGAAUGCUUAGGGAUACCUAGCAUGAUCACCGAUGUCGGUUGAUAAACAUUUUUUCUGGAAAGGAAAGUUGAUUCUCUACUAUUACCACAUUAACGAGCGCAUACACAAGGAUGAUUGACAGUACUAAGACUCUCCUCUUGGCUCUGGUUGAUUGUUCAUGACUAGGCCAUGCAAUUCUUCAGACAGUAGUAGUAGUCCAGACUGGAGUUCAAGGAGCACUUUUCACAUUUUAUCCCUCUCAUAUUAUACCGUCACAACAUGGUGACAGUUUUAACAGAAAUGUAAGCAACAUAUUUUUGUAAAAGUUAUAUACUUUAGCUUUAAAGGAAGUUGAGGAUUACCAUUUAAAAGUUCAGCGAUACUCUAACUACUCUGUCUAGAAAAGAGUUAAGUUUAUGUCAAAAAUGCUUUUCUGUUACCUUUACAGGAAUUGCCAGGGUGCUGUGGGUUUACCCUCCUGCUGUUAUCAUAAGUCAUAAUUUAAGGUCAACAUUAAAUUCUGUGUGAAAUUAUAAUGCAGGGGUUUUUACUUUUUUAUGAGGGGUGCCAAUAAAUGUAAAUAAUAAGGCAGUUUGUUUAAAAAAAAUGUAAACACAAAUGUCCUUUGCCUUUACAAAUAAUGUUUCUAUACAAAGAAUCCCUGUCGCCAUCAACCUAGAAGAGAAUGAUUCCUAAUCACCUAAAAAUUGUGCCACUGUUUAUUAACAAGACAAAGAUUAAUUAUUGUGUGUAUUUUGUACAAACUCUCAGAUACAUCGUCCUUCUAAAAGGCCUGCACUGCCUACUCAAGUACACAACUGUGUUUACAGACUGAAUCAGUACAAAUGUACAGUUCCUAUAAUACAGCAGUGCACAUAAGGGAGUGAGGCUUACAAUUAUUAAAAAAAAAAAUGGUUCUGGUGGUUUGCAGAAAAAAAACCAGACGGGUGUCUGUCCUGGAGAAUUCGGAUGUACACAACGACUUUUAGGACUGUUUUACAAAAACGUCUGGUCGAUCCA
This is a messenger RNA of Poecilia latipinna (sailfin molly), 5284 nucleotides long. RefSeq names its product G protein-coupled receptor 37b (gene gpr37b). Gene Ontology annotation, cellular component: signaling receptor complex; plasma membrane. The record is from RefSeq and is a predicted model, not a curated record. Gene Ontology annotation, biological process: positive regulation of MAPK cascade; adenylate cyclase-inhibiting G protein-coupled receptor signaling pathway. The coding region runs from base 798 to 2594 and encodes 598 amino acids. Gene Ontology annotation, molecular function: prosaposin receptor activity; G protein-coupled peptide receptor activity. The transcript is spliced from 2 exons. Lineage: Eukaryota; Metazoa; Chordata; Actinopteri; Cyprinodontiformes; Poeciliidae.